Molecule: messenger RNA, 928 nt
Organism: Rattus rattus (black rat)
Lineage: Eukaryota; Metazoa; Chordata; Mammalia; Rodentia; Muridae
Product: mitochondrial mRNA pseudouridine synthase Trub2-like
Exons: 4
Coding region: 89-604 (171 amino acids)
Biological process (GO): pseudouridine synthesis
Molecular function (GO): pseudouridine synthase activity; RNA binding
Source: RefSeq, a predicted model, not a curated record
CAGUUGGCCGCGCACGGUGCCGGAGACUGCGGUGGAGGCGCCGGGAGCGAAGCAGCAGGGUCGCCAUGGCAGCGGACGUCCGCGGUGGAUGGGCGGGGCUCCUCAGGACAAUAAGAAACGAACCUUUUCCGGCCAAGGAACCGAAGCCGCUGCCUACAGUAGGGACCACAUUUGGGAAAGGACCACGUGGAACUUCCGUCCGCAUCCGCGCUUCUGCAUGAUGCAGUACUGCAGAGUUCCAGCCAUGGGUUCUUCUGGCCUAGCUCGACUGCAGGGUCUCUUCGCUGUCUAUAAACCUCCGGGGCUGAAAUGGCUGCAUGUGCGUGAGACCGUGGAGUUGCAACUGCUUAAAGGUCUCAAUGCACAGCAGCCUUCUGCUCCAGAACAGCGUGUUCGCUUCUUACUAGGCCCUGUGGAAGGCAGUGAAGAGAAGAAGUUGACUCUCACGGCCACCAGUGUGCCCUCCCUCACCACCCACAGACUUGUUCGUGGUCCAGCAUUCAGAAACCUGAAGAUCGGUGUGGGGCAUCGCUUGGAUGUCCAGGCUUCUGGUGUGCUUGGUGAGUCAUGCACUCGGUCUGGGGAUGUCGUGCUGUGGACUUAGAGAAGGAUCAGGAAGUGAUCCGGAGCCCAGUCCAUAGUUUAUCUGACCUCAUGAGCUGAGAAGGUCCCACCUCUGUCGAGGGAUCCCACCUUGGCACGUGGUUCAAGGCCUCAUGGACAUUUGUUUACCCUACCCAUGAUAGAUGCCAUGUAAUAUUAUCAGUGAAGAGAGUAAGACUGGGGCUGAGGCCUGGCCAGCAAAUGCCCGUGGUCCCCAGAGGAGCUACCAUCAGCAAGGGUGCAGCAAGGGUGCAGCAAGCAUGCAGCUCUGUCUCCUCUGGCUGCGGUCUGCAUAUUGCCAAAGCUGGGUACAAAGCUCCAGUCA